Molecule: messenger RNA, 1241 nt
Organism: Malus domestica (apple)
Lineage: Eukaryota; Viridiplantae; Streptophyta; Magnoliopsida; Rosales; Rosaceae
Product: putative disease resistance RPP13-like protein 1
Biological process (GO): defense response to fungus
Molecular function (GO): ADP binding
Source: RefSeq, a predicted model, not a curated record
GAAAAAAAAAAAACAGAGAGAGAGAGACUGACAUGGCAGGAGCUUUGAUUGGAGAGGCUUUUCUCUCUGCUUCCAUCCGGACGUUGGGCGACAAGAUUACUUCUGGGGAGUUCAUGGACUUCUUCCGGCGGAAAAAACUUGACCAUUCACUCUUGGAGAAACUGAAGGUGACUUUUCUUACCCUCGAUGCAGUGCUCGAUGAUGCAGAGGAGAAGCAGAUUCAGAAACCUCGUGUGAGAAAGUGGCUCGACGAGCUCAAAAAUGCCAUCUUCGAUGCCGAGGACCUGCUGGCUGAGAUCGAUACUGAAGUUUUGCGAAGCAAGGUGGAAGCUGAUGAAUAUCAAACCAAAAAGACGUCCCAGGUGUGGAACUUCCUCUCUACUUCUUUUAAUCCUUUUUGUCAAGGCAUGAAUGGUAGGAUACAAGAGUUAUUCCAAAGGUUGGAACACCUUGCGAAACAAAAAGAUCUCCUUGGUCUUAUAGGAGGCGUUAAGGAGAAGGUUUCUCAAAAAACUCCCACAACAUCUUUUGUUGAGCAUGACUUUAGUGCUUGUGGUAGGGAUGGAGAUAAAAAGAAGUUGAAAAGAAUGUUGCUAUCGGAUGAUGCAAGUAGCAGCCACAUAUCAGUAAUCCCCAUAGUGGGAAUGGGUGGGGUCGGUAAGACAGCCCUUGCUCAGCUCCUUUACAAUGAUAAAAAUAUAAAAGAGCAUUUUGAUGUUACAGCUUGGGCCUGUGUUUCCGAAGAUUUUGAUGCUAUGAGGGUAACUAAAACCCUUAUUGAAUCAAUUAUCUCAAAACCUUGCAGUCUUCAAGAUAGCUUGCUUCAAGUUGAACUUAGGGAACACGUGAGGGAGAAAAAGUUCCUAUUUGUGUUGGAUGACCUUUGGAAUGACAACUAUAGUGAUUGGGAUCUUGUACGGGCUCCUUUUACUUAUGGGGCGAGGGGAAGUAAAGUCAUAGUGACAACAAGGAACAAAAGUGUCGCAUCCAUUGUGCACACCGGUCCUAUUCACUAUUUGAAACAUUUGUCGCAUAAUGAUUGUUGGUUGUUGCUCAGAAAACAUGCAUUUAGAAAUGAAAAUCCUAGUGCACAUCCACACUUGGAAGAAAUUGGUAAGCAAAUUGCACGCAAGUGCAACGGUCUUCCUUUAGCUGCAAAAGCACUUGGGGGUCUCUUAGGUUGUAAUGUAAGUUACAGAGAGUGGAGUCACAUAUAGAAUAGCAAUCUUUGGGAGAUAUUG